Molecule: messenger RNA, 1852 nt
Organism: Serinus canaria (Common canary)
Lineage: Eukaryota; Metazoa; Chordata; Aves; Passeriformes; Fringillidae
Gene: HS2ST1
Product: heparan sulfate 2-O-sulfotransferase 1
Exons: 7
Coding region: 204-1274 (356 amino acids)
Cellular component (GO): membrane
Molecular function (GO): heparan sulfate 2-sulfotransferase activity
Source: RefSeq, a predicted model, not a curated record
CGGGCCGCGCGGGCGGGGCGGGCGCGCUGCGGGCCGUGCGCGCGGCGAUGUGAGAGCGGCGGCGCCGGGCCCUGUCCGCGCCCCCGGCCGCGCUCUCUCCGUCCCUCCUCGCCCGCGCCGUCUCCGCGGCUCCCGCCGGCCCCCGCGGGCCGGGCCCCGCGUUAUGUCGUGAUCCCGGGCGGGCGGCGCUGCUGCUGCUGCUCAUGGGGCUGCUCAGGAUUAUGCUGCCGCCCAAGUUGCAGCUGCUGGCGGUGCUGAUCUUCGGGGUGGCCGUGCUGUUCCUGGAGAACCAGAUCCAGAAGCUGGAGGAGUCCCGCGGCAAGCUGGAAAGGGCUAUUGCAAGGCACGAAGUCAGAGAAAUAGAGCAACGUCACACAGUCGAUGGUCCCCGACAAGAUGUGACACUGGAUGAAGAAGAUGAUGUGGUGAUUAUUUACAACAGAGUACCCAAGACUGCCAGCACAUCCUUCACAAACAUUGCCUAUGAUCUCUGUGCGAAGAACAAAUACCAUGUUCUGCAUAUCAAUACAACCAAAAAUAACCCUGUUAUGUCUCUGCAAGAUCAGGUGCGGUUUGUGAAGAAUGUGACUUCGUGGAAGGAGAUGAAGCCGGGAUUUUACCACGGCCAUGUCUCGUACCUGGACUUCGCCAAAUUUGGUGUUAAAAAGAAACCAAUUUACAUAAAUGUCAUAAGAGACCCUAUAGAACGCCUAGUUUCUUAUUAUUACUUUCUGCGCUUUGGAGAUGAUUACAGACCAGGGCUACGGAGGCGAAAGCAGGGGGAUAAAAAGACCUUUGAUGAAUGUGUGGCAGCUGGAGGUUCCGACUGUGCUCCAGAGAAACUUUGGCUUCAAAUUCCAUUCUUCUGUGGCCACAGCUCAGAAUGCUGGAAUGUGGGAAGCAGAUGGGCUUUGGAACAAGCCAAAUACAAUCUGAUUAAUGAAUACUUCCUAGUGGGAGUUACUGAAGAGCUUGAAGACUUUAUCAUGUUAUUGGAGGCAGCUUUGCCCCGGUUCUUCAGGGGUGCUACAGAACUGUACCGGACAGGAAAGAAGUCGCAUCUUAGGAAAACAACUGAGAAAAAACUUCCCACAAAAGAAACUAUUGCCAAGCUACAGCAGUCUGAAAUCUGGAAAAUGGAGAAUGAGUUCUAUGAAUUUGCACUGGAGCAAUUUCAGUUUGUCAGAGCACAUGCAGUUCGGGAAAAAGAUGGAGAAUUGUAUAUUCUGGCUCAAAACUUUUUCUAUGAAAAGAUUUACCCUAAAUCAAACUAAGAAUGCUAUACUGUUAGAUUUAUGGACCUAAAUCUUUGGCCACAUCAUCAUCUUAGUCCUCAGCCAUGGAAACUAGAUUGCUUGUAAACCUCCAAGACAUUUCUUUAUACAAGCAAAGUGGGUUGUGGAUCACCUCCAGGGCUUUGGAUGUAGCUGUGUUGGUAAUCCAGAAGCAAAGGCUUAAUUUCUUUUAUCUAACUAAUAUUUUCAGUGGGAGUCAAUAUCCUUAACCUGAAGAAAUCUACACUGUAAUUCGGAGCAAUUAAUACACAGCAGUUCUAUUUGAAAAUGUAAGCAAUCAAAAAACCACUUCUGUUGAUGCUCUUUUUAAUUUUCAGAGCAAUUUAUUUUCAUUUAUACUUCUGUGAAGAGGAAAUCAUUUUUCCCCAGCUUUCAACAUGGAAAUUUUGGUUGUAUACAGUAUGAGUAAUCCUAAUAACUCAUUGACAUCUGUGCUUUGUUUUAGUGAAUUAUGUCACAUGAUAUUAAUUGGGAUGGUUAAUCAUGUUCUGCUGAGAAAUGCUGCUACUGGAAUUUCCCAUAUUUAUAUAUGUGGUUUUAUUAAAAAAUUAAAACUA